Messenger RNA from Trichoplax adhaerens, 1065 nucleotides. RefSeq lists its product as uncharacterized. Gene Ontology annotation, cellular component: membrane. Gene Ontology annotation, molecular function: G protein-coupled receptor activity. Gene Ontology annotation, biological process: G protein-coupled receptor signaling pathway. Bases 1 to 1065 code for a protein of 354 amino acids. The record is from RefSeq and is a predicted model, not a curated record. Lineage: Eukaryota; Metazoa; Placozoa; Uniplacotomia; Trichoplacea; Trichoplacidae. The transcript has a single exon.
AUGAACUACAACUAUUCGAACAAUGGUAGUUCUGCCUAUACUCCCUUUUCUCCAUUUUCAUGGUUUAAUUCAGAUCUUACUAUCAUCGCUAUGGUAUUGAGUUUCUUUAGCAUAACUUUAAAUGUUAUCAUUUUCCAUAAAAUUUGCACCCAGAAAUAUCUGCAGAUACCCUUGAAUCGCCUUAUCGCUAAUCUUGCACUUGCUGAUAUAAUUCAUGUCGUUACGUAUAGUGUAGUAGCGACUUUUCCUCUAAUAUUAAAGACGUAUCCUCAAUUAUUUGGGAAAAUAACACCAAACAUUGCUAAUAUUGUUUGCAACAGUUUAUUUUAUAUAUACGUUGCAUCAAUAACUACUUCUACAUUUACGCUGUUGAUAAUUGGAGCAGAAAGAUAUCGAGCAAUUAUACACCCACUAAAACGAGCAUACACUGGGAAGCAGAUGAAUAGGAUUUUGAUGGCAAUCUGGAUAAUAUCACUUAGUAGCACCCUUUUAAUUGUAAUUCUACGCAUUUAUGAUCGCAAUAGUAUUGUAAACUGCACAAGUUCAUUAUCGCCUUAUGGAUCUUUCUAUAAUGCUAUUUCAUUCACUAUUUAUGCCGUUGCUACGUUUGGAAUACCAAUAAUUAUUAUUAUCACAUUGUAUGCCUGCGUUAUUGCUAGAUUAUGGCAUCAUGACCCUCCAAUGGCCGAUUCAGAGUAUAAAGCAGAAGUCAAGAAGUCUAGGCGAAAGAAAAAUCAAGCCAUAAUGGCAUUACUGAUCAUUACCAUUUUAUCGGCAGCUUCCUACUUCCCAUUUAUGGCAAUACAUAUAGGAAUUGCAUUCCUAAAGCACUCUACUGGUAACGCGGUCAGGCGUUUACCCGAAAUAUUUUGGAUAUUUUAUCGUUUGUCUGCUCUUUUGAUGUUAAUUCCAACUAUUUUAAAUCCCAUGCUGUACAAUUACGCCAGUUCUGAAAUUAGAAGGGAAAUGAGAGCAUUUAUAACAAAUUUAUUUCGAACUCCAGGGAGAAGAUUACGUGUUCAUUCUAAGGAUACUAGUCACACAACUCCAAUCAUUAGGAAGUAA